CUAUGACAUUUGACCUGCGUGAUGACGUCAGGAAAACCAGGAAGUCGAGCUUUUACAUGUAUCGGUCAUAGUGGUUUGGGAUUGUUUACAAUAUAGAUUGCCCUCAUACAUAAGACUUUUCUUUCAAAAUGGGUGUUAAAAUUGAAAUUUUUAGAAUGGUGCUGUAUCUGACGUUUCCUGUGACCGUGUUUUGGAUCUCAAAUCAAGCUGAGUACUUUGAAGAAUACGUUGUUAAGAGAAAGAAAGAGAUCUUUCCACUUAACGACGCAGAGCUUAGAAAAGAGCUGGAAGACUUUAAGGAAGAAAUUCGCGCUCGUAGGGAAGAACGAUUGUCACAAAAAAUGGCUAUGGAAUCUGAAAAUUCAAGGAGAAAAUGAAAAAUAUUUGCAAAACAAAACUGGACUGGAGUGAGAUCCAUUAACGGCACUCUUUAACAGAGUUCACACGUGUAAAAAUUAGCCUGAUGAAAUUUGGUAUCCAUAUGUAUACCCAAAUGGCCUAAUGUCAUUGCACCUUUUCAUGAUUGAGUGGCCAUAUUACAAAAGAAAUAUCAGUAUUUAUGUUUGCUCCCAAGUUACUCAGAUUUUGUUUGUGUCAUAUAAUAAAUUACAACUUGAGUUUAUUCAUGGAUUUUUUUGCAUGUAAAAUGUAUUUUUCUGCUAUUGUGAAAUUACAUUACAAUACUUUAUUAGUAUUUAAACAGUACCAAUACUGUUUUAUAUCAAAACAUUAUAUAUGUGUAAUAUAUACAUCUAUAUAUGGUUUAUAUAGAUGUAAAUGCUUGUUCUUUGCUUUGUGUUUAAACUAUGCAACAUGAUUUCAUCUGCUACAAAUAGUUCAUUAAACAGCAGGGGGCAGUAAGAACACGUGUCUUAAUCAGAACCAUGUACACGUGGUUCUAUACAAAUGAUUUCAAAGACAGAAAUUAUAUUUCAGUAAGUUAACAAUGCAUCAAUAAACCUCGAAAAACACGUUUUUUAAAUGAUAUCACCACUAUUCUCAUGAUAUUUUAUAUAGUAUACCACACACAGUAAGUUGAUGUUGACAUAAAAUUACGCUGUGGUCCAAUAACUUCAGUAACUAGAGGUGAUAAAUUUCAAUAUGAUAUUAGGUUUCCCAGAUUUUGACAGCUAUCUGUGCUAUCGAAGGUGUGAAAGUAAAGCACUGAAAGGA
Messenger RNA from Cynoglossus semilaevis (tongue sole), 1173 nucleotides. RefSeq names its product PET100 cytochrome c oxidase chaperone (gene pet100). NCBI's taxonomy places the organism in Eukaryota, Metazoa, Chordata, Actinopteri, Pleuronectiformes, Cynoglossidae. Gene Ontology annotation, cellular component: mitochondrial inner membrane; mitochondrion. The coding region runs from base 129 to 377 and encodes 82 amino acids. Gene Ontology annotation, biological process: mitochondrial respiratory chain complex IV assembly. The record is from RefSeq and is a predicted model, not a curated record. The transcript is spliced from 4 exons.